CGAAAUCCCUCUCAGCCUUCUUCUUCUUUUCCUUCUCCUUCCGCUCAAAACCCACAGUCCCACCUCCCUUAUCAACAAUGGCAACUCUCACGCACCCACCAAUAGUCCCCACCUUCUCCAUCAGAAGCCGACCCGUUUUAUCAACCCGCUUCUCCUCCAAAACCCCUUACCCUCUCCAAUACGACAUGAUCAUCAGCCGCCCGACCCAAUCCUCCGUGAACCCACCUCGCCGCCGGCCGCUACAACAUCCCACUCGAGCCGCCGCCGAAGACGACCCAGUCUCCGCUCCGAGUCCCGACCCGGAAUCGGGAUUUGACGACUGGGUCGAUCAGAAGCUGUCGUCGGAGAUGGAUAAGUCGAAGCGGAAGUAUUAUAACAAGAGGAGGAAGAGAAUGUACGGAACGGAUUCCGACGAGGAGGCGAGUAGAAAAGCCGGCGAGGAAGGUUUCGUGGAGUUGAAGCCCGAGGUGGUGGAGUUUCAUCGGUUGCACAAGAGAGAAGAGGAGCUAUACUUCUUCGACGCGAUGGCUUAUCCGUGGGAGAAGGAUAAGCAUUACAAGAUGGUUUAUCAGUUGGAGAAGAAGUAUUUUCCUGAUCAGUGCCUCGACAAGGCUUUUAUGGAUCCCAAGGACUCGAAAACAAGCAGUAAGAGUAAGAAGGGAAGAGUAAAGAGUGAUGUGUCAGCAGCCAUUGGAGCAGGUGAUGGAGGAGAUGAGAAGUUAGUGUUUUUUGAGGAGGGGAAGAAAGGAGAAAUGAAGAGUGGUUCAGCUGGGGAUGUGGUGAAUGAGAAUGUUACGCACAAGAAAGUGGCUGAUUUCUUCAAGGUGUUGAAGAAGGGUUCUGGGAGUAAUGAGGGGGAAGUUGGGAACGCAGAGCCGUUUCUUGCUAGUAGGAGCAAUGGGCUUCCUCCCACCUGGGAUGGUCCUUAUGGCACUGUGGUUUUGGUUAACAAGCCGAAAGGGUGGACUUCAUUUACAGUAUGUGGGAAGCUCCGUCGUCUGGUCAAAGUGAAAAAGGUUGGGCAUGCUGGAACUCUUGAUCCAAUGGCGACUGGUUUGUUGAUUGUAUGUGUUGGCAAAGCGACUAAAGUAGUAGAUAGCUACCAAGGUAUGGUCAAGGGAUACAGUGGAGUUUUUCGCCUGGGAGAAGCUACUUCAACCUGGGAUGCUGAUUCUCCCGUUAUUCAACGCGAGCCUUGGGAGCACAUCAAAGACAACGACAUUAAGAAAACUGCUGCUUCAUUUGUUGGGGAGAUAUGGCAAGUUCCUCCAAUGUUCUCAGCCAUCAAAGUAGGAGGGGAAAAGAUGUAUGAUAAAGCCAGAAGAGGAGAAAGUGUCGAGCUUGCGCCAAGAAGAAUCUCAAUCUUCCAGUUUGACAUUGAAAGGAGCCUAGAGGACAGACAAAAUCUGAUUUUCAGGGUGACGUGCUCGAAAGGGACAUACAUUCGAUCAUUAUGUGCAGACUUAGGGAAGGCUCUUGGCAGUUGUGCUCACUUAACUGCUCUUCGAAGAGAUUCAAUAGGAGAAUAUGUGGCAGAUGAUGCGUGGGAAUUUAAGGAGCUGGAAGAUGCGAUCGCCAAAUCAUAUUUCUAACUGCACCUUUGAGUAUUUAUGGCCCUCAGUCAUUAACAUCAUGAAGACUGCCACCCCGCCAAAAUAUCCUCCGAAUUCUGAUACUCGAAUAAGUUUUCCAAGUACCCAGGCAGCGAGAAUGAGAGUGAUAAUUUUUGUGAUCUGUAAUCUGUAUAUUGUAGCUGAAAUUUUGCGCCAUUUCCUUUUUUUUUUUUAAUUUAUAGGUCCAUAUUGUAUACAUAAUUUGCAAUAUGUAUCCAUUUCUCAUUUCAUGAAUUGCCUGCACAAUGCCAUUAGCAUUAGGAAUCGGAAUAUUGUCUGCUCAACUUGGAUUGUCUGUUCAACUUUGGCAGUUGCCUGCAGCUAAUGGUAUUGCACAAUGCCAUUAGCAUUAGGAAUCGGAGUAUUGUCUGCUCAACUUGGAUUGUCUGUUCAACUUGGAUUGUCUGUUCAACUUUGGCAGUUGCCUGCAGCAUGGUAUUGAAGUAAACUAUUGGGCCAUUGGACCGUUGAGCCUGGACUAAAGAAGCAUACUGAACAGCAAUGAGGAGAAAAAACCGAUUACAUAACUCUUCUCGAUGAAAAAGAUGCAGACGUGAGCACUUUUAAGCCUUUUCUAAAAAGAACUGUGUUAAAAAGUAGGCAAAAUACAGUUCCAUAGCCAAAACUUUCACGUUUGUGCCAAUAAUAGCCACAUUUGACGAAAUACCACUUAUAGCCACCUCCGUCCAAUUCUUUAACGCUGUUAACGUUAAGUGUGACUAGGCAAGCGGAGCAGCUUACGUGGACCGCCAGUGAUUUCCACGUGGACAAUAAUUAAAAAAAAAAACAAACAAAACACGAAGCAGCCUACCCACCAACCAUUUUGUCGACUCUUCCUCUUUCCUUAUCUUCUUUCUCUGAAAUAAACACCAAUAAACAAAAAAAAAAACCAUUUGCUUCCAUGCCUCUUCUUCUCCCAAAGCAACCCACCUCCCUCUUUGUAAUCUUUUCUAUCUAUUUGCCCUCCUCAUAUCACCAUCGACUGCAAUAAUCAGUCGGAUCUCCAGUAAGCGGUCCGCCAUAGUUUUGUCUAUCUCUCUCGAUCGAGACAGCAAACAGAGAGAGAGAAGGAGGACGGGAGCGGCAGCGGCGGUGGGGAAAGGCAACAACGAUCGAGCGAUUUGCUUCUCUCCGUCCACGGAUGACGGACGAAGGUUGUCCUCGACGUCGCCGUCAUCGCCAGAAGGAAGAUUGAACAGGACGGAGGAGAAAGGGGAAGCGAAUUUCUGGUUCCCAGUUCCAGAUCCGUAUCUUUGCCAGACAUGUGGUUGAGCUUGUCGUGGAGGAGGAGGGAUGACUGUGCGGGGUGAGGAGGAGCCACAAGGGAAACGUGGGAUUGGAUUGUUGGGGACGAGUGGAGGUACAGGGGAAGUGAGGAUUUGGAUGACUUUUGGGGAAGAUUUUUGUGGGAUUUGAAGAGGAAGAAGACGGAAUAGAUUGGGUCAAGUAUGGAGAGAGACGGCGACAAUUGUAAGAGAUAGAACACCAGAUUUGGUGUUAGGGUUUUUUUUUUUUUUUGAAACAGUGUUAGGGUUUUUUUUAAUUGGGGCUGAAGGACUCGCUUCGAUGGAAAUGGGAAUAUAUGGUAAGAUUUUUUUUUUUAAUAAUGUAAUAUAUGAUGU
Linum trigynum is the source of this 3235-nucleotide messenger RNA. NCBI's taxonomy places the organism in Eukaryota, Viridiplantae, Streptophyta, Magnoliopsida, Malpighiales, Linaceae. The record is from the annotation of a GenBank genome assembly.